Messenger RNA from Lactuca saligna, 1392 nucleotides. Lineage: Eukaryota; Viridiplantae; Streptophyta; Magnoliopsida; Asterales; Asteraceae. The record is from the annotation of a GenBank genome assembly.
AUGUUAGAGAAGCUUGUAGCAGAAGAAACCAUAAUACCCAAUGGUUUCACACACAACAACAGUCUUCGACUACCUUCCUCCAAUCCUCCCAUCAUCAAGAAGAAAAGAAACCUUCCAGGAACCCCAGAUCCUGAAGCAGAGGUUAUCGCGUUGUCACCCAAGACUCUGAUGGCAACAAAUAGAUUCUUGUGUGAGAUUUGUGGAAAGGGAUUUCAAAGGGAUCAAAACCUUCAGCUUCAUCGGCGAGGUCAUAACCUGCCAUGGAAACUAAAGCAAAGAACAAGCAAAGAAGUUCGAAAACGAGUUUACGUGUGCCCGGAGAAAUCGUGUGUCCAUAACCAUCCGUCAAGGGCACUUGGAGACCUUACUGGUAUCAAGAAACAUUUCUGCAGGAAGCAUGGCGAGAAGAAGUGGAAGUGUGCCAAGUGCUCUAAGUGUUAUGCAGUUCAGUCGGAUUGGAAAGCUCAUUCCAAAACCUGUGGGACAAGAGAAUACAAGUGUGAUUGCGGCACUCUUUUUUCAAGGAGAGACAGCUUUAUCACUCAUAGGGCAUUUUGUGACGCCUUGGCGGAGGAAACUGCAAGGGUUACAGCAGCAUCUCACUUUAACGACACAACAACAGCAGGAUCACUUGGAAACAUAAACUAUCAUUUUGUAGGACCACCGGUUCUCGCUGGUCCAACCAUGGCUCAACACUUGUCUUCCAUUUUCAAGCCCAUCUCAUCUAACCCCCAAAACCAUCUUGACCCGACACAGCAAGGUGAGCUUUCACUAUGGGCGAGUGGUACCGACAAUAUUAAUAACGAAAACAAUAAGCAUAAUAAUCUCCAGGACAUGCAUCAAAUCGACACGGUUUUAUAUGCUGAUCCUCAUCAAAACCACAAUCCACAAUCCGAAUAUCAUUCCGAUUGGGGUGUGUUUGGAAUGAAAACCACUUCAGAUCACGAGGUUAAUGUAAGUGCACCUUCUUUGUUCAGCACACAAAGUAUCUCGCACCAAACACACCCGACGGCAAGCAUGUCUGCAACUGCUUUGUUGCAGAAAGCUGCUCAAAUGGGGUCGACCUCCUCUGCUACGGCCAACCAAUCUGCUUUCCUAGGAAGCUUCGGAUUGAAAUCCAGCAAUAAUUGUACUACAAUGGUUUCAGCUACUGCUCCUAAUCAAGUUCAAGAAGAGAACAGAUUUUGUGGGUUGUACGGUACUAGUACCAUAAUGAAUAACUGUAAUGGAAGUGAUUUGGAGAAUGACUUUUCCAAUUUGGAGCAGAUGUACCCUCCCUCUAAAAGAAGGCAUAUACAGAUUGAAGAACAUCAUGGGGGGCAAACUAGGGAUUUCCUUGGUGUAGGUAUUCAACCCAUGUGCCAUCCUAGGAUCAGAUUUGAUCAUGUGUAA